Molecule: messenger RNA, 2879 nt
Organism: Verticillium dahliae VdLs.17
Lineage: Eukaryota; Fungi; Ascomycota; Sordariomycetes; Glomerellales; Plectosphaerellaceae
Product: SKT5 protein
Exons: 2
Coding region: 1-2271 (756 amino acids)
Molecular function (GO): protein binding
Source: RefSeq, a predicted model, not a curated record
AUGGCCGCCACUGUAACCUCCCCCCCUCCGGAGCCGACAAGCCCCAAUACACACAAGCUACUGCCGCGGGCCCCUCAUUCCCAUGAAAGACUGGGAGUCGAUGUUAAACCUGGACCCACCUCUCCACGUAUUCGGGACGCUCCCGUCUCUCCCGUGAGAGUCAAUUUCCAGGCCGACAACUGGGUUCACUCCAAUGCCAAUAUCGAGCAGGUGCAUGGCGCCACCGCAGAGUUUGUGGUCGCAGACCGCACGCGGCAGCGAAGUCAACCUCAGUCGCCUACCAACCCCCACCUGCCACCACACAGCCCAGUGCUCCAAUCGCCGACCAGUCAUUACAGUCAGAGCUCUCGCCCGCGAGACCACGACCGUCAGCCGCUUUCGCCAGCAUCGACUGUAUCCAGCCGACACGCACCCCAGCUAGGAAGUCCCAUGGGCAGCGGCUCGCUAGGAGACUUCGACCUUGGUUUCUCUACGAACAGCAACUACACAAACCCCGCACCCGAAGACAUCAGUGGGAUCACGGCAAAUGAUACGACAUUGCAGGACGACAAUCGCAACAGCCGUGAAUCUGAUGGCACUACAAGCACAAGGCGACAACACGUCUCCAAGGAGUCCUCGGCAUCGACCAGUGCAAGCUCGAUUUCUGGCAUCAACGAGAAUUCCGAGUGCCGCGACAAUGGAUCGGCAGAGAGCUCUCUCAUUGAGGGCCACAUGCCCCGAAACCAGUCCGUACCGCUGUUCCAAUACCAUCACCAAGACCAGUAUCCUCCUGAGCGGGUGGCGAGCGCACCCAACAUGCCAGAUGGCAGGUCAGCCUCCAACCCCGAUCUGGCCGCGGGUGCCGGCAUCAACCGACGCCUGACCCCCAGCUCGAGCGGUUUUGCUCAGCGCGGCCCGCUUCAGCGGCCCCCGUCUGUCUACUCAACCUACUCCGACUUUGGUGCCCGCAGCCGCUCGCCUGGCUUGAUGCCUGGUAACCGAGUGUCGUCUGCUCAGUCGAGGCGUUCCCCCGAUGUCAGGCCGUCUUCCUACGCCGAGCUUCUGAACGUGCCCUACCCUCAACAGGCCCCGGCUCCCAUUAGCUUUGACAACAACAGGCUACGGAAUGCUGUCGGUAACAACGCUUCUCUUCUCAGCGCCGAGAAAACCUUGGAGAUGUAUCGUCAAAAUGUUAAGAAGACAACCGAUCUCUCCAUCCAAUACUCCUUUGCUGUUUUCCUCAUCUCCACGGCCCAGGAGCAAGGGCUUGAUUGGGAAGAGCCUGCAAGGAAGAAGGGAGACGACCAGAUCAAGGGAUCUCCGCAGGAGCUGGUGAAAGAGGCCAAGCAGAUCCUCCAAAAGCUAUCGAGCGCUGGAUAUCCGUUUGCGCAAUACUACCUUGCCGAUGGCUAUGCGUCUGGUCUCUUCAGCAAGGGCAAGGAAGAUUACAGCCAGGCUUUCCCCCUAUUUGUGAUUGCUGCCAAGCAUGGCCACGCCGAGUCCGGAUACCGAAGUGCUCUGUGCUACGAAUUCGGUUGGGGGUGUCGCAAGGACCCGGCGAAAGCUGUCCAGUUCCUUCGUAUCGCCGCGUCAAAGAGACAUCCCGGUGCCAUGACGAGGUUAGGCAAGGCAUGCCUCGUGGGUGACCUCGGAGAGAAGCGCUACCGCGAAGGCAUCAAGUGGAUGAAACUGGCGGCGGAAGCCGCGGACUCCAUCUACAAUUCGGCACCAUAUCAGUUGGCGUGCUUGUACGAGACGGGCUACGGGGACGAUGUCUUCAAGGACGAAAACUACGCUGCCGAGCUGUUCACGCAAGCUGCUGAACUUGGACAUCCCGAAGCUAACUUCCGUAUGGGGGAAGCAUAUGAACAUGGCAAGCUCGGAUGUCCGAGGGACCCUGCCCUCAGUGUGCACUUUUACACUGGCGCGGCUGAGAAGGGCCACGCGGCCGCCAUGAUGGGACUGUGUGCGUGGUACAUGGUCGGUGCAGAGCCUAUCCUCGAGAAGGAUGAAGAAGAAGCCUACGAGUGGGCCAGGCGAUCUGCGGAGCUUGGCUUCGUCAAGGCGCAGUAUGCCGUCGGGUACUUCACAGAGAUGGGCAUCGGAUGCCGGCGCGACAUCUUGGAGGCCAACGUGUGGUACGUCAAGGCAGCUGACUCUGGAGACGACCGCGCAAGGCAGAGGAUUGCCAUUAUUCAGGCUGCCGUCAGCGGCGGAACACCUAUGGAGGUUGCGCCGCCACGCAACGGCAAGGCCAAGAAGGGCGACGACAAGGACUGCAUUCUCAUGUAAUUGAGGAGCAGAGAACGACCGGCGACACGACAUUGGCGUUUCUGGACCACAACAUCCCACUUGCAUUAAUGACCGAGGCUUUCCUUUUUCCCCUCAUCUCCUCCGGGCCGGAACGACAACCACCUCCACCUCACUUCAUCAGACAUGGUGAAUCUUGGAUAUUCGGUAUCAUUCAGCAUGUUGGCCUAUUCCGAUGGCACCCAUUUCAAUACCAUGACUUUUGGGGCAUCCUAAUCCGCCAUGGUUACUUGACCAACGACGCACGCAAGCACCGAAGUGAUGCGCUCCCACUGUCACCAUUGGGCGUGCUUCUGUUGAGCGGUGGUUAUUCUACGAAAUUUGCUUUGCAUGGUGUACACGGGGCGCGCGUCAGCGUUGUUACCAUGUACACCCCCCCUCUCUUUCGCCCCCGGUUGCGUUUCUCAUUUCCAUGCUCGGCGUGAUCUCACGGUAUGAGAGAAGAGGUGAACUUCGUUUUUCACCCCCGAGUGCAUUGAUACAGGACGCGGCAAUGAAAUGGUGGUGGACUCGGCGACUAUGCCUGGGAUCUGUACAUACGAGGAUAUAAUAAUGACCGGUCCCGGAUGGGCUGGUGAAUUUGCUAUGAA